Phalacrocorax carbo (great cormorant) is the source of this 7603-nucleotide messenger RNA. Lineage: Eukaryota; Metazoa; Chordata; Aves; Suliformes; Phalacrocoracidae. The record is from RefSeq and is a predicted model, not a curated record.
AGGUGCGAGGAGGCGUGCGGGCGGUUUUCGGAAGGCGCUACUUUAUUGCUGCCGGGGAAUUCAAUGGCCGGGCUGGUUCUUUCGAAUUCCUUCUGCUCCUCCUUUGUUAGCGUUUUCCCCGCGAGUCCCGUAUUCCUUCAGCUUUGCUGAAAAGCGGAGCUGUCAGAAAGAUGACUUUGUUUCACACGAUGCUUCUCCAGAGCAGCAUUGCUUUGUUUAAGCUCCCGUAAGCCAUUUAUCGUACAAGUGCCGUCACGUUUUAAUGAGCUAUGAAAUCUGCUGCUUUUCACGGCUGAAAGGCAGUGGCACAUCGCCUCUGGUCCUUGCCCUUGCCUGGGGAACCGGAGCAGGCGGUCUGGGAGAAUGCUAACCACUGGUCCCUAGCAGCGUAUUCUGAUUUCUGAUCACUUAUAUUAAAGAAAAAUACUCAGUUCAGAGAGAGAACAAGGCUGCGUGAAAGUAAAGGAUACCAUACCCCAUCUUAAAAAAAGAGAAGAUCAAGUCUGGAGUUUCUCUGACUUCGUCUGAAAUUGUAGGCAUGAUCAAUUUGUUUAAGAAACCUUACAAGAAAAAAGCAGGCAAAUUCCAGCCUUUCAAGAAGCUCUUUGGUAAGAGGAAGAAAAGAGAGCCUGCAUCAGACUGCGAGGAAGCCAAACUAAAGCCCAGCCACUCCUUUGGCAACGUCUGCAACGGCACCUUCUCCUCCGAUGAAGAGCCAAACGGUGGUCUGAGGUCCUCCCACUAUUCUAUGGGCAGUCGAGCUUUUUCCCAUGACAGUAUUUUUAUACCUGAUGGGAGAACAGAGGGUGAACAGGCCGUCCAAGCAAUGUCACAGGAGAACGUUUUAGGAAAAGUCAAAACUCUUCAGCAACAGUUGGCCAAGAAUAUAAAAUUUGGGCAGCCUCCACAAAUGACAGUUUCUGUGAGGACAAUGGGGGAGGCAAAUGCUGGUAUAGAAGAGGAUGUGUUGCUCAGUAGCCCCAUGGAGAUUGAGACUCAGCAGGACACAGUGAUCUCAGACAGUGGUAAUAAACCCACUGACACCCCAGAUCUGUUGAGAACAAUGACUUUGCCUGGAACAGGAUAUGAGGUGGAAGAAAAGGUCACUCCAAUCAAAUCAUCUCGGCCAAAAAGACAAUUUUCCUGUUCUGGCACAAUUGAAACAAUCAAUUUGGAUGCAGUUCCCCAGGCUGUUGCUCGUCUAGACAACAGUGCGGCUAAACACAAACUGUCAGUGAAGCCAAAAAAGCAGAGGAUGUCAAGGAACCACAAAAGACUAACAAAGGGGUCACAAAGUUUAACAAUAACAGAAUUUGAGCCAGAGGACCUAGAAACUCAGCUGUAUGGGGAUGGAUACCCAGGUUAUAAUGGACACAUCAUAGCAGACAAGCUAAUCCAGAACAGAGAUGAGAAGAAACAGGUUCAGCUGGCAGAGCAGAAAAGAAUUGAAGACCACUGGGGGGUCAUUGAGGCUGAAAGGAUAAGGCAGAUUGUAGAAAUGGAAGAACAAAGAGAAAUGGAAGAACAAAGGUGCCAAGAACUUGAGCAGAUGCAAAAAGAACAGGAGAGAAGGCGUUGUGAAGAAGAGAGGAGGCAGUAUCUCCUUGAAGGAGAGACAUCUUUGAAAAUAGAAGAGCAAACAUGCCAUAAAGAGGAGAGGAGACUGCUGGAGGCUGAAAAGAGGCAAGAGCUGGAGAAGCAGAGGCAGAAGGAGCUGGAGGAGCAACAGGGACGAGAGCUGGAGGAGCAGAAGCGCCAGGAACAGGAGGAGCAACAGAGACGAAAGCUGGAGGAGCAAAAGCUCCAGGAACAGGAGGAGCAACAGAGACGAGAGCUGGAAGAGCAGGAGCAACAGAGACGAAAGCUGGAAGAGCAGAAGCUCCAGGAACGGGAGGAGCAACAGAGACGAGACCUGGAAGAGCAGAAGCAUCAGGAACGGGAGGAGCAACAGAGACAAGAGCUGGAGGAGCAGAAGCAUCAGGAAUGGGAAGAGCAGAGGUGCAAGAAUCUGCAAGAGAAACAGAGAUGGGAGUUGGAGGAGCAGAAGAGGAGGCUAGAGCUGGAAGAAUUAAGGCAACAUGAUAUCAAAAAACAGUGUCAAGAGGAAGAAGAAAGAAAUUGGCUGGAGGAACAAGAAGAACUCAAGGAACAAAAUAAGGAAGAAAAACAGGGACGAGAGGUAGAAGACAAAGAGCUUCAAGAAGCUGAAAUAAAACUGAAGCAGGAGAAAGAAGAUGGGAGCCUCAAACAACAGAAGAAACAGGAGGAACAAAGGCAGCAUUUGAAGGAGAAAGAAGAAAAGACAGAGAUGGAACAACCCCAGCAAGUAAUGGAUAAGAAAAAGAAACGGGAAGAGCAGAGAAAACACAAGCUCACAAAACAAAUGCACAUGGAAAGUGCAGAGGGUGUGCAACAAGAUGAACUGAAGCAGCAAAAGGAACAAAAUGAACAAGAAUGGAACAAGCUGGAAGAGCAUAAGAUAGACACAGAAGGAAAAAGUCAUCAGCAAAACCAACAAGAAAAAUCCUUGGAACAGCAACAGGACAAGGAUCAGUUUUGUUCUGGAGGGACUGACAGUCAUCCAGUAGAGGAGAAGCUCCAAGAAGGAUCAAGAUCCCCAAAACUCAAACAGCCAGAAAAAAGGACUAAAACAGCAGAAGAAGUCCUAGCCCAGAAACUGAAGAGAGAAGUUGAGGCUCAGGAACAAAAGCGAAUAGGGGAAGAACUUAGGUGGCAAGAGGUAGAUGAAAGACAAAUGGCAUCCAGACCCUUCACAUUUCAAGUGUCUUCUGGAGAUAAACAGAUCAUAUUUCAGAAAGUAAAUCUGAGCCCAGUCCUGCCCAUGAAAGCAGCAGGACUCUCUUCUCCAUCCAUCAAAGACUGCAGGAUGCACGCCUCCAGCAAGGGCUCUCAUACACUCCCAUCAUCUGUGUGCGUACCCCAUACAGCUAUUUUGGUUACUGGAGCACAGCUGUGUGGCACAGCCGUUAACUUGAACCAGAUAAAGGACACAGCUUGUAAAUCACUACUUGGCUUAACAGAAGAGAGAAAAAAUGUGGAUAUUCCUUCACCAGAGAAGGCCCAGAAAAAAACCCAGGAUCCCAAACCCAGCAGCAGUAAAAUGAAAUAUGCACAAGAGACAUUGAACAACCAGGCCGUACUAGCUGAGUGGGCUUCUAUCCGUUCCAGGAUCCUAAAGAAUGCAGAAAACAGCAAAUAUAACGAGAAAGACCGAGUAAGUGUCUGCAGACACAGUGACGACUGGACACCCCGAGGACGGGGUGCUCCCCAUGGUAACUUGAGGAAAACCCUCUCUGCAAAUGCAAAGUUCUCGAUAACACCAGCAUGGCAGAAAUUUUCAGAAGCUUCAAAAAACAGUUCAGAUGCUGAGAAUGUAAGUGCGGCAAAAGGCAAUGAAACAGUGGCCAUAGGAAGAACCACUGGCUCAUCUGCUGAUUUGAAGGAGGAUGUGGCUUCUACUUUUAAGGAUAACUUAGCUGAAAAGGCUAAGGAGAAAAUGGAAACCCAUAGUGAAAUGCCAGACAACACAGAAGGCUGUAAAUUUGCAAAAGAUCUUCCAUCUUUCCUUGUUCCGAGUUUUCCUCAUUCUCCAGGUAAAGAAUUACCCCAUGCAGAACUUCCUGGUGCUCUGGAAAAUCAGCAGAAUAACAGCACAAAAAAAGCAGAUAAACCAGCACCAAAUGGAGAAGAAAAUGUUUCUCCUUUUGGGAUAAAGUUACGAAGGACAAACUACUCUUUACGUUUCCAUUAUGAUCAACAGGCAGAGCAAAGGAAAAAGAAAAGGUACAGUGCAGGGGAUAGUUUCGAUGGUGUGCCUGACCCACUAGUUACAGCAGAAGGUGAAAAAGAAUCCUCUGGUUUUGCUCCACAAGAGAGUACAUCCCCUGGCAUGGGGAGAGCGAAUGUCCCUGGUAUUUUAAAAGACUCAAAAGACUCUUCGAUUACUGUGAUGGAGACUUCGCUACCAGCCACCAGCCAGAGUACUUCACCGCCUCCUGAGAAACCAACAUGCAAGUCACCGGUUCCACAGAAACCUGCUUUAGCUCCAAAGCCCACCAGCCAGACACCACCAUCGUCUCCUCUCUCUAAAAUGAACAGAUCAAACCUAGCUGACACGCUAGGGCAAAGGUUGGUUAAAGCUGAAUCAGAUGGUGGCUGGAGAAAAGAAGACAGAGCAAAUGCAGUGCACCCCACACCAUCCAGUGACUACAAACAUGAAGAGGAAGAAGUCAGAGAAAAGAAGUCAUUUUUCCCAUCUAUAAGUAUUCCAUGGAGGGAAAAAAAUGACAAAAAGCCUGAGCCACUGAAGAAAGAAAAACCAGUCCUCCAGAGCAGGCACUCUUUAGAUGGCUCUAAGUUGAUGGAAAAAGUUGAAACAUCACAACCACUGUGGAUUACAUUAGCACUGCAAAAGCAAAAGGGAUUUCGUGAGCAGCAAGCUACGAGGGAAGAAAGGAGACAAGCCAGAGAGGCGAAGCAAGCAGAAAAGCUGGCUAAAGAAAAUGCUGCGGUAAGUAACCAGUCAGAUAAUAAAAGCAGCAGCAGCAGCAGCAAAACAAGCACACUGCAGAAAUCUACAACUCAAGAAGGGGAGAAGAAGAUUGAGACUGCUGUGUCAAGACUAGAAAGAAGGGAGCAGCUAAAAAAGUCGAACACCCUUCCAACUUCUGUGACAGUGGAAAUUUCAGAUUCUGUCCCAUCAACCCCACUGGCAAAGGAGGUGGCCAAGAGAUUCUCUACGCCCGAUGCUAACCCUGUGUCAACGGAACCAGCCUGGCUUGCGUUAGCCAAGAGGAAAGCAAAAGCCUGGAGUGACUGUCCGCAGAUCAUAAAGUAAACUGUAAAAUUACAUCUCCAUAUUGCUAUUAAUUGCUUUCUUUUUAUUUAUUCAGCUUUUUACAUGACAAAACUGAAAAUGCAUGUACUGAAGGACUGAAAACUGAACUGAUUACCAUUUUGCUCUAGCUCACUGUAAAGUCUACUCAAAUCAUAUACUCCAUUGCUUCGACAAAUAGCUAAAUGAGGUCUUGGCAAAAAUUUCAGAGCCAGACUCUCCCAAAAAUUUAAGAAUGCUCAGAUACUGGAUGUAAAUUUUAGUGAGCAUCAUAAAAAGGACCAGAACUUUAGUUCAGAAGCUCCUUAAGUUCUGUGAGUAUUCGGUUCUGGAAUUUUAGAUCUCUACACUUAAGUGGAGAUCUCAGAAAUUAUUUUUCAACAUUCCAUUGUUGAAAAUGAAGGCAAGAUGCAUGUUCCCUUGUCUUAUUCCUAAAUUUUUUUAAGUGUUAAACUGUAUGAACUGCCAGUUCUACCUGUUAUUUGAAAGCUUCUUCCCCAAUGAAGUCUUUCGGGAGAGAUCUUUCCACCUGCAAAUGAUAAGUAGAAAGACUGUACCAUCCAAAUGCUGAGGUAAUUUCUUUCAUCAUAGGAUUAACACACUAUGUCUAUGUUCCCUCGCUCCAAGGAAGAAAACAGUUCAUCUUGCUUAACAAAAAAAGUUGUUUAAACAGAAGUCAGAAAGUCUUCAGAAAGAAGCCAGGGAGUCAGUGUUUCUUCAAGUCAUUCAAGUGCAUCACUCUUUGGGCUUGGCCAUAUUCAAGAUGCUUGGAGACAGUGAUUGCAGAUUACAACUUUAAAUCAGUCAACUGGACCUAAAAUAAGCAAAACUAUUUCUGUGCUCAUGUAGCUGUAGAAUUAGUCUCAGUAAGUUCCCACAGAAAUAAGACUUGCAGAACUGAAGUUAACUGAGAACUGAAAGCUAAGUCAGUGAGAGUCUCAAGAGUUUUAACUCUGCACUCUUCAUGACUUUACUCCGCGUGCAACUUCAGGUAGUUCAGAUAACUUCCUGUACUUUGACCAGUGCAGCCAGAACACUUCAGAAAGAAGUUUACUCACCCCAUCUCAGGUAUCUGCUGUGGCAAUUGAACACUUUAUUACUUCUUGUAACUAAAAUAGAAAUGUUCACCCCCUCCCUCUUACAAAAAGGAUAAAGUCCAUAACGUAAUAAAAUUUUUACUGUCCUCAACACCCCACAGAAAUAGCUAGGUCUACAUUUUAAAAAGUCACCCUAGUAAAUAAACCUGUAACACACUCAAGCUUGUCUUACAAGGAAGUCUGUAACAAAUCUGAAUGUCUCCUCCUUAUAACCAUAAGGCUCAAAGGAACCUUUAAGCCUACACCAUCAUAAAGGGAGACAUUUUCAUGAGAAGACACUGCAUCAUUAUAGAAUAAUACCACAUAUGGUUCAUGGAAGUAUUUUAGCCAAACUGCUGUAUGCAGCAUGAGUAGCAGCACUUUAAAUUAUGCAGAAAACAGAAUGAAACCCGCCAUAUCCUCCCGUUGCAAGAAUCAAAAAGGGCCUGUCAGUAAAAGCCAUUAUUUGAAUACACCAUUUCCCACCAAACAGAAAACAGCGGUUCUGUAUCAUGGUUACAGUAGCACAAACACAACAGACAUGUUAGAUUGAAUAAAUGUGCAGCAGCAAGAUGGGUUUCUUGGGUCUCUUAAGCCAUCAGUUUUGUAUUUAAAUCCAGAAUCUCUAAAGUAACUUUUUACCCUUAAUAUAAGUAUGUAAAAUGGUUUCUACAGAGAUGGGGCAAUGAUGCUCUCAAAUGCUUGGGGGGUGGGGUGGGGGGUGGGGAAACAACAAUCCAAAACCAAAAACACCCACUUAACAAACACCUUCAAAGACAAAUCUCUGUGAGCUUAUCUGAAGAAUUGGGCCCAUAAUUAUUUUUGCUCUGCUAGCACCAUGAAUUAGUGCUUCUUAAGUUAAAUUUGCACUUUUUCUGAGUUUAUAAGCCUGCAGUAUGUAUUUGUAAUUACAAGAACUAAACUGCCUGAAAUCCAGCUUUAUGAUUAUUUCCUGGGAGAAGGAGCCAGGCAGAAAUACAGAGAAGGUGAAGUAAAUCGGGAUUAAAGAAUUGAAGAUAGUGGUAUUCUGAAAAGCAUAGCAAAAUUAGGUGCUAUUGUGCAUGACAUAAGGAUGCAAUUUUCCAAUACAGUACAUUUAUAGCACAUAGAAUAGAGCUUUCAUUAAGGAUUGUCUUAAUCUAAAGCUUCAAAGCAGAGGUUUUUUUUCAACCAUAAAGGUAUCUAGUGUAAUAAUGGAAACUGUAUUAUGUACAGUAUUUGGUGGAAACAUUUCUAAAGUGUACAUGUUCAACAGUGACAUUUCAUGUUAAAUUAACAAAAAUUUGCACUAAAUACCAAUGAAGUGUGACUUUGCUUUAGCUUUGUUGCAACCAUUUCUGAUAGUGUUGGAAAUGUGUAAAAAUAGAACCAAAACAUUACUACCGAGUUUAAAUCAGCAAAAAUGUUUUGAGAACCGAACAAACCACUAUGUAGUAUAUUGUCUCAAUUUUUUGUAACUUAUACACACAAAAUACCAUUUCUUCUGACAAGGUUAUAUACGAUUAACCUCUAUGUUCAUAUAGUAAUGUAUAAAAGCUGUAAGAUGUAUAAUUGUGGGGUAUUUGUUGUGUACUUUUUUAAUUUUUCAAAUGUUUUAAAGUGCAAUUGUUUAUUAUACUAAUGUCAUUUUAAUUCUUAUUAAACUAUAACCCAGUCAAAAUUAUCUAACCAA